Molecule: messenger RNA, 2656 nt
Organism: Dioscorea cayenensis subsp. rotundata (Guinea yam)
Lineage: Eukaryota; Viridiplantae; Streptophyta; Magnoliopsida; Dioscoreales; Dioscoreaceae
Exons: 3
Coding region: 362-2479 (705 amino acids)
Source: RefSeq, a predicted model, not a curated record
UUUUUCAUCUCUCACUCUCGCCUUCCCAUGGAAAUAUACACAAAACUUUGUUUGAAUGGAGAAAUUUUUCCAUCAUGGAAAACAAAUCCCCACAAAAAAGCAAUGAAAGCGUGCUCAGCAGGGUCCUGCCAGCCUUCCUCCCUCCAAUGGCCGAAAGCCAAGAAAAGGGAACCCUAGAGAAAGCAUGACUCAUCACCCUUUGCUUUUACCUUUUCCUUUUUUUGCACAUUAGGAUUCCCUCUUUCUUCUCUCUUCUCUCUUUUCUCCCUCCUUUGCUCUGUUUCACUUCCCAAUUCUUUCAGCGUUGGCCUUUGAUCUUACUUCCAUAUCAGCAAAGGAGAAUCCAGCAAACAAAGACGACAUGGCAAUUGAAAUGAAGAAAGUUCUAUUAUUUACUAGAAAAGGCUUGAUGAUGUCUAUAAGAACCAGUUAUAAAUUCGCCAAGGAUUAUCCUUUUGUUUCAGGCUUGGUGUUUUUCAUGCUUUCACUGUAUAGAUGUUUUCCUUCUUUGUUUGCCUUUCUUGUAUCUUCAUCUCCUGUCAUCUUCUGCACUGCUGUUCUGCUUGGGCUGCUUUUGAGUUAUGGUGAACCAAACAUACCUGAGGUUGAAGAAGAAGACGGUGAAAAGACUCAAGAGGUUUGUUCACUGAAAGCAACUAGUGCUGGCGAUAACCUUGUUGUCAAGAAUGAUGAGAUCUUUGAAGUAGAGACUCAUGUGGAGCACAGGAGAGAGAUUGAUGAAGUUCCCACUGAAGCAACACCGUUGAUCGGAGGAGAUGUUAAUGCAAGCAGUAAUAUAGAAAACUAUGCAUAUUCUCCAAUAAGUCACGAUGAGAGAAAAAGAAAUGAUGGUCCUUUUACUGCUUCAAUCCCUGUGUUCAAGGAAGGCGAGAAAGAAAUACACAGUGAAGAGAAAGUUGACGAGGGUGAACUUCUUCAUCAAGGGCAAGUUGUCAAUGGAGAAUUUUCUGUUGCUAAUUGUGAUCAAAUUAUUUCUGAAGGCACUGCAGAUGUUAGUCAUGCUCUUAACAACGUUCAGAGGGAAUUUGAGGCUCCUGGCAUGGAGAUGGCUGAUUCUGCCCUUGCAGAUCAUUUUACUUCUUCACUCGGCUCACAAUGGCAGCACAUUGAAAGGCAUGAUACUUCUUUGGAUUCUGAAUCAGAUGGUGCAGAGAGUUCAUCUCCUGAUGCCUCCAUGGCUGACAUCCUGCCUAUGCUUGAUGAGCUUCACCCACUAUUAUACUCUGAACAUCCUCAGCAUGCUCAUAAGGAUAAUGAUAAUUCAGAUGCUGCUUCCAGGUCAUCCUCUGAGGACAAUGAAUCAGUUGACAGUCAAGCUGAGGAAGAGGCUGCUGAAAAUCAUGGGCUAGCAGAAGAUGAAGAAGGGCAGGAGGAGAUAGAUGAUGGAACGGAAGUUGCCGUAAAAUGGACAGCAGAUGAUCAAAAGAGCAUCAUGGAUUUAGGCAUUUUAGAACUUGAAAGGAAUCAAAGGUUGGAGAAUUUGAUCGCAAAGAGGAGAGCAAGGAAGAGACUUGAAGCUGAAAGAAACAUUGACCCAUUUAUGCUGCAAUUUCGUGGCCUUCAUAUUGAAACUCGGCCUGCUUCAGGUACAAGAAGAAACCCUUUUGAUCUCCCUGAUGAUUCAGAAGAAAGCAUGGGUUUACCUCCGAUUCCUGGUUCUGCUCCUUCUGUUCUCCUGCCCAGAUGGAAUCCUUUUGAUUUUGCUGAUGAUCCAAUUGGUCAAACUGGUGGCUUAACUGGUGAGAAGAUGAGCCAACACAAGGAAUUUGAGUCUCAAAGAGGGCUGUUCUUCCAAAAACAUAAUAGCUUUUCUAUGGAACCAUCAUUUUCUGGUGGCAUCACACAGGAGAGACGUUCCUCUCGGUUUAGGCCAGCUGAAAGUAUGGAUUCAGAUAGCAGUGAUUAUGCCACAUUCCCUGAACAGAUAAGUGCAGAUAAUGACUCUGCCAAGGAGAGUGAAUGGUCAGAUCCUAUUAAUCGUAAGACUGAAACUGCUGAUCUAGAAAGUCAGCCUUCUGAGAAACUUGGUCUUGUUGAUGUUAAGCAACCUGGUACAAUCCACAUAGUUGAAGAUAAUGGAGUUGCCUAUAGCACUGCCAGUGCUACUGAAGGAACUCAUCCGGUUGUUGAUGAUUUUGGAACUGUCCAAGAGGAAAUUAAACAUGAUGAGGAGCUCUCAUUACCUGUUGCAGAAGUUAACCGCUCAGAUGAGAUCAAAGAGAAGUUUAAUGAUUCAAGCUCUUCAUCAUCAUCAUCAUCAUCAUCAGAAGUUGCUGAUAAGGAUUUGGAGAUGAGCAUUGGGGAAGUGUCAGCCACAGCUGAGCAAGGAAGGAUGGAUUCCUCCAAUAUUUCAAGGGACUCUACACAGUCAGAUAUCUUGGACUACGACAAUGUGAGCAAGAAAGCUGAUUGUAUUUCUGAUUCUAUUCCAUUGGCAACUGAAGAACUCUCCUUAUAAUGUUUUGGCUUUUGAUGGUGAAUUAUUGUUAGGAGGCAAAGAAGGCUCGUAUUCCAGCUCUUUGGCGUCUGAUUUGCAGGUGGAGGUAUCAGAAAUUGGCUCACCGCCAAGGCCUAAUGAAAUGAAUGUUACAACUGGAGACAGAGCUUUUGUUUUUAACGAUAGGAGCAUGGGUGA